Messenger RNA from Bombus pyrosoma, 1172 nucleotides. RefSeq lists its product as uncharacterized. The record is from RefSeq and is a predicted model, not a curated record. The coding region runs from base 161 to 889 and encodes 242 amino acids. The transcript has 3 exons. Lineage: Eukaryota; Metazoa; Arthropoda; Insecta; Hymenoptera; Apidae.
UGUCAAUUUCUGUUAAUUGCUUAGUUGUUUGAAAAUAUGUAUUUUUUUAUAUCUUGUAUCAGGAACGAAGGGAAUGUCGAAGAAAUAGAGAAAAUUAUAUUCUAAAACGUUCAUUUGUAUCUAUAAUCUGUUAUUCCUAUUAAAUUAAUUUGUUUUAGGCAUGUGGUUGGUGGUUCCUAUGGUUUCUCUUUUGAUACGCGCGAUUCUCGCAAAUUCAGAAGUCGACGAUAUAGUCCUACCGGACAUAAUGGACCUGGAAAACGAAAGCAACGAUAUACUGACCGAUAAUUAUACCGACAGACCUGGGAACGAUAUAUGGAAAGUGUGGAAAAAGACAUCGUUCGACCCUUGGAGUGGUAAACGAGCAAAAGAGUAUUCUCGAUCGAAAGUCGACUCACAAGGGAAACGAACGAAACUUACACACGAUUGGUACGAUCGAGACACACCUACGAAUGAAUUUAGCAAUGUUAAAAGAAUAACAGAAAGCGUCGAAUGGACACCUUUUAAUAGUUGGGGUGGAAAAAGAGCGGAGAAACUGAACAAUCGAGAUUCAGUUUUAGCAUUAACGAGAGAUCCUCAUAACCUUCGCCUGAUGGCAAAAGAUGAACUCAUUGCAGGAAGAAAACUUGGCGACGAAAAACUCGCGACCGAGAUGAAGAAUUGGUUAUCUUCUAUGUGUAACACCUGUGCCAAAAAACAUUGUUGCAGUGAAAUUGAGAAGAAAACGGAGCAAAACGAACAAUAUAAGAAACCCAGAGCGUGGGGUCCAUGGCAUGGGAAAAGAAGUUUAAAAACAUAUACCUUUCGUUUCGGAAAUGAAUAUUUCACGAUACCGGCCGAUUCUAUAAAAGGCGAGAGGAACUUUUCUCCUUUCAGAAAACACAAUUAAUCGCGCACUGAUUAUUCUAUCCGAUUAGAUAAAUCCAUAGAACGUCAUAAAAUUUGUAAAGCAGUUUGGCGCGUUCGAUUCUAUUUUGUACAAUCGCGUAUCUUCUGUUUGGAACACGUUUAUCUAAUCUAAUUGUGCAGGAGAUUAGGAAUAAAUAAGUUCUUUAAUAUCUGUAACAUUCGAAUUUUGGGUGCAAAAUAUGUCAAGUGAUAUAUGUACACAUAUGUGUUAUAUAGCAUUAUGAAUAAAUAUCUGUUUAAUCAGAAUUCCCUUGCGGAUUCUA